Thermochaetoides thermophila DSM 1495 is the source of this 579-nucleotide messenger RNA. RefSeq lists its product as uncharacterized. The transcript has 3 exons. Lineage: Eukaryota; Fungi; Ascomycota; Sordariomycetes; Sordariales; Chaetomiaceae. The coding region runs from base 1 to 579 and encodes 192 amino acids. Gene Ontology annotation, molecular function: peroxiredoxin activity. The record is from RefSeq and is a predicted model, not a curated record.
AUGCGCCUUCCCUACGUCCCCAAUCCGCCUCCCACAGCCAACGAAGACGAAGCCGCCAUCGUCGCCCGCAUCCAAGCCCGCCGGCACCCCCGCCCCUUACAACCCCUCGACCUAACCCUCCUCCAUGCACCACCCGUCGCAGACGGCUGGAACUCCUUCCUCGGCGCCAUCCGCACCAAAACUACCCUCCCAGAUGACCUGAGAGAAUUGGCGAUCUCGAGAGUGGCGGUUUGCAAUAGUGCUUGGUACGAAUGGCAUCACCAUGCGCCGCUGGCGGUUAAGGCAGGUGUGUCGGAGGCUGGGAUGGCGGUUGUCAAAAGGGAGGGGGCGUUGAAAGUAGAGGAGGGCGUGCCUGAGGGGUUGAAUGAGAAACAGUGGGUUGUGGUUUGUUAUACGGAUGAGAUGACGAGAAAUGUGAAGGUUAGGGAGGAGAUGUUUGAGCGGGUGAGGGGGUUGUUUGGGGAGAGGGAGGUUGUUGAGUUGACGGCUACGAUUGCGUGCUAUAACUGCGUGAGCAGGUUCUUGGUUGCGUUGGAUGUUGGUGAACGAAACAACACUGGGCCAGAUGAUACCCACUGA